This is a messenger RNA of Meyerozyma guilliermondii ATCC 6260, 4281 nucleotides long. RefSeq names its product ATP-dependent RNA helicase. The transcript has a single exon. Lineage: Eukaryota; Fungi; Ascomycota; Pichiomycetes; Serinales; Debaryomycetaceae. Bases 1 to 4281 code for a protein of 1426 amino acids. Gene Ontology annotation, cellular component: nucleus. Gene Ontology annotation, molecular function: nucleic acid binding; ATP binding. The record is from RefSeq and is a predicted model, not a curated record.
AUGUCGUACAAUCAAUACAAGUAUGAGGAGAUGUCCAACAUGGUACUCAAACCGGGACGCCGUCCUCGAGAAGAGAUACUGGAUGCUCCGUCGUCGCUUUCUGGUAGAAUUUCAGUGAAAGAGAUGGGUUCUAGAGUUGAAAGAGUGAAGCCAACUUCCGAAAAUGACCAAGAAAGACCUUCAAAAAACCCUUCAACCACAAAAAGCGAUGGGUACGCACCAGAAGUGAGCACAGAAGUGUCAUAUUAUCCCACAACUGCCGAAAAUGGACAUAUUUUUGAGCUUUUGAUGACUCUGGUGAACACCAUUUUACCUGAUUCGAGCCACGAAGUGAUCCUUUCGGCCGCCGAUGCUGUGUUGGAUAUUUGCAAGCAACAAGACGUGAACAACAAGCAAAAGCAGAGCGAAAUUGAGGCUUUAUUGGAAACAAAGUUGGACUCAAAUGCAUUUGAUGAAAUACUCAAGCUCUGUAAUCGAAUAACAGAUUACGAUGCUAGAGAGGAAAACGAAGAAACAGAAGAAAACUUGGAUGGGGUGCCAAUUGUUUUUGAUGAAGAAGAUGAGGAAGACGAAAAUCCGCAAGAUAGUGAAGAAGAAGAUGACAAAAUUGUGGGUCCAAGCAUUGAGCCAAAUGACCAAGAUAGUUCGCUUGUUGGUUCUAAUGACAUCACAGUGAAGACAGAAACCACACAAUCAGCAUCAGAAUCGAACAUAAUACCCUUGCAUGAGAUAGACCAGUACUAUCUUCAGAGACGGUUAGCAUUCAUUUAUGGCGAUGAGAAUGCCAGUGAAACCCAGACCAUGGCUGAAAAAAUGAACAAACUUCUCCAAAAUGCUGAUUUGCUGACUCGAGAUCUCGAAAAUGAACUCAUGGAAAUACUAGACUAUGACCAUUUUGACCUAGUAACAUUCUGCCUUGAAAACAGAUGGAGACUAGUGUACAAGAUGAAACUUCUCGAUGGAGUCGACGAAACUAAAGUAUACGAUGAAAUGAGAUCCCUCAAUUUACAUGGCUUGGUAGACGAAUUCCAAGGAGUCAGACAGUCGUCAAAACGUCGCCUUUCUGACCUGGAAACCAGUGUCAAGAAACAGAAAAAAAUUUCAACCAAACGCCAACCUCGAGAAGUGGAUCUUUCUGCCUUAGCCUUUGAUCAGGGUUCACAUAUGAUCUCCACAAAUAGAGUGAAGCUUCCUCCAGGAUCUUACCAGCAGAAAAAGAAACUGUACGAUAUAAUCAGCAUACCUGCUCCUACGCCAGCAGAAGAUAAUGAUCCACUAAUUUCCAUAUCCGAACUUCCAAGCUGGGCUCAGGAAGUCUUUCCCUCAUCGGAAACCACAAACUUGAACAGAAUUCAAUCGAAAAUCUACCCAUCGGCUUUCAAAACUGACGAGAAUCUUCUCCUCUGUGCGCCGACUGGUGCAGGUAAAACCAACGUUGCAAUGUUGACCAUUUUGCGGACUUUGGAGCACUACAGAAAGGAAGAUGGCAGGUUUGAUCUUGGAGAGUUCAAGAUUGUAUAUGUGGCUCCGCUCAAGGCCUUGGUACAAGAACAAAAGCGUGAAUUUGAGCGUCGCUUGACCCCAACUUUUGGUAUCACAGUUAAUGAGCUCACAGGAGACUCUAGCCUUUCUGCACAACAGAUUAGUGAGACCCAAAUCAUUGUAACAACUCCAGAGAAGUGGGAUGUGAUCACACGGAAAGGGUCUGAAGUACCUCAUGUCAGUUUGACCAGACUAGUGAUAAUUGAUGAGAUUCAUUUAUUGCACGAUGAUCGUGGUCCAGUAUUAGAAAGCAUAAUAGCUCGUACCCAGAGACAAAUGGAGUCAUCAGGAGAACCCAUUCGACUUGUUGGCUUAUCUGCAACAUUACCAAAUUACAAAGACGUUGCCAAGUUUCUUCGGGUUGACUUUGAAAAGGGACUUUUCUAUUUCGAUGCAACUUAUCGACCUUGUCCGCUCGAGCAGCAUUUCAUUGGGAUAAAGGAAAAGAAGGCAAUCAAGAAAGUACAAGCAAUGAACGAAGCAUGUUACGAUAAAAUGAUAGAAAGCCUCGAGUCGAAACAUCAAAUAAUUAUUUUUGUUCAUUCCCGUAAGGAUACUUACAAGACAGCAGUAUGGCUUCGGGACAAACUAGUUGAGAACGAAAAGUUGAAUCUAGUCCAGACGACUGCUGGCUCAAAAGAGAUUCUUCGCCAAGAAGCAGAGGCUGUACGAAAUCAAAAUUUGGCCGAGGUCAUAGGUGGAGGGUUUGGAAUGCACCAUGCUGGACUCAAUCGUGAUGAGAGGUCUUUAGUGGAAGACUUGUUCGCCCAGGGCCACAUUCGAGUGUUGGUAUCUACCGCGACGCUAGCGUGGGGUGUCAAUCUUCCGGCUCAUACAGUUGUCAUUAAAGGCACAGAAACGUAUUCUCCAGAAUUGGGUUCUUGGGUUCAACUUUCACCGCAAGACAUAUUGCAGAUGCUCGGACGAGCUGGAAGACCUCGAUAUGACAAGAGUGGAGAAGGUGUGAUAAUUACAUCGCUGGACGAUAUUCAAUAUUACUUGGCUAUUCUCAACCAGCAGCUUCCUAUCGAGUCUCAAAUGAUGCUGAAAUUGGUCGACAUUAUCAACGCAGAAGUGGUUUUGGGAAGUGUAACUACAAGACAGCAGGUUGUGGAGUGGCUCAGUUACACCUAUUUGUACAUUCGAAUGCUCCGUGCACCUGCUCUUUAUAGAGUUGGAGCCGAUUAUGCUGACGACAAACUUUUGAGUGACAAAAGGGAAGAUCUCUCACACUCAGCUCUUCAGAUCCUUCACAGGCACAAAAUGGUACAGUACGAUAUGGAGAGCGGAGCCAUAAAACUGACGGAACUAGGAAAGAUAGCGUCUCAUUUCUACAUUGGUUAUGAAACUAUCAGUGCCUACAAUAAUAAUCUCAAGUCAUGGCUGACGAUAGUGGAUGUUUUCCGGAUCUUUUGCAUGUCUGGAGAGUUCAGAUUGAUACCUAUUCGUCAAGAGGAAAAACUCGAGGUAACCAAACUUGCUCAAAAAUGCCCUAUUCCAAUAAAAGAAGCUGCAACCGAGCCAAUAGCCAAAGUCAACGUCCUUCUACAAACAUACAUCUCCCGUUUGUCCCUUGAUGGGUUUGCAUUGGUGGCAGAUAUGGUGUAUAUUACCCAAUCUGCUGGACGUCUUUUCCGAGCACUUCAUGAAAUCGCCUUGAAGAAAAAAUGGUCUGCAAUUGCACGUACCACUCUAGAUGUUUGCAAAAUGGUGGAGCGCCGGAUGUGGCUUGUAAACUCGCCUUUAAGACAAUUUGGUGAACUUGCAUCUCCACAAAUCAUUAGAGCCGCCGAGGGCUCUCAUUUGCCUUGGAAUAGCUACUUUGAUCUUGAAGCAAGCGAGCUAGCAGAAGCCAUCGCAUUCAAAGGUAACAGUCAGAAAGUUCAUCAGUUGUUGCAGCAAUUUCCCAGAAAUAAAAUGGACUACCUUCUCCAGCCAAUAACCUCCAAGAUGAUCAGAGUGCAAUUUGAGAUCGUACCGAAUUUCAAUUGGAACGUUAAUUUGCAUGGAAAUCUGCAAAGAUUCCUCUUGUUGAUCGAAGACUGUGAUGGAGAAACCAUUCUUUUCUCUGAUAACUUUACCGUUUACCGAAGAAAUGCCCAAAAGCCCCAUAUUAUCGAGGCUGCUGUUCCGUUCAUGGACCCAGAACAACCUCAAUAUUUUGCACUGGUAAUUAGCGAGUCUUGGAUCAAUUGCGAGACCAGAAUUCCGCUCAUGUUGAAUAAUAUCCAGGUGCCAAAGAAAGGGUCUUCAUUUACAGAACUAUUGGACUUGCACAGUGUUGAAACUUCAGAGUUGAAAAAUGAGGCAUUCAGCAAGUGCUUUGAUUUCCGCUACUUUAAUCGUUUUCAGUCACAAGCAUUCAAUGCCUUGUAUUGGACUAGCCAUAAUGUGUUAGUUGGUAUGUCCAAAAACAACGGCAAGACGGUGUGUGCCGAGCUAGCUGUUUUAGCCCAUUGGAGAGCGGGUGGAGGACGAAUUGUCUACUUGAACCCAAACUUGGAGAAACUCAAACGAGUAGGCAAAUCUUGGUCUAAGAGAUUUCAUGGGUUGACAGAUCCACCAAAAGAGAUCAAUUGUCUUUCUGGCGACCCAACAGUCGAUUUAGCACUACUUUCGUCGAGCCAUUUGGUCCUCGCAACUCCAGAUCAAUGGGAUAGAAUUUCUCGCCGUUGGAAACAAAGACGUGCUAUCCAGUCUGUCGACUUGUAUGUUGCCGACCGAUGUACAUUUGGAUAG